Messenger RNA from Pocillopora meandrina, 1077 nucleotides. Lineage: Eukaryota; Metazoa; Cnidaria; Anthozoa; Scleractinia; Pocilloporidae. The record is from the annotation of a GenBank genome assembly.
AUGCAUGAAACUGAAUCCCAAACUAAUCACAGUAAUGAAACAUCAGCAGUGCCAACAUAUUUAUUAACUGAAAUCCCUGGGGUAGAAGAAGUUGAGAGGGAAGAGUUUGAUAGGGUUGUCAAACAGUUAAACGAUGAAAUUUCCAACCUAAAUCCAGCAACUCAACCACUCACAUCUUCCAACCGGCAGCCAGAGUCAACUUACAACCAAACCACACCUUCACCCAACAAGGCACCUCCCCACUGUAGACAAUGUCACUAUCCUGUUCGUGGACACAAGAGGCUUAACAAUGCACAGGUCAAAUGUUAUUUCUAUGAAAAUGGUACCUGCACAGUUAGUGAUGACAUCAGUAGCUCAAAUUGCCCUUGUUCAUGGCACACAGCAAACCAGCAUGAGAGUAAUCAGAAUACUUGUAACAACCAGUCAGCUUCAUUACCAACACCAGAUUCUCAGAUCACUCUUCGCAUAAAUGUCACUAUUGCACAACAUCUUGAUGUAACUGAGUGGCUCCUGCCCUCAUACAUUUGCCAGUCCUCCAUUGGUGGAAGACCUAAUGGUAGUAAUGCCUGCACUGUGAUUGCAGAACUUGCUGCACUUGAUUUUCUGGAGGGAACCCUUCAAAUUCCCACGCAGUUACAAGACCUCAACAUUACUAUACCUAUGUAUACUAAUGUCAUGAUAAAAGGAAAUCAGUUAUAUGACUCUUUCCACCUGCCAAUUCAGCAACCAAAUUUGGAAGUCAGACAAGUCCUUCAGCAUGGAAAAAAUGAUAAACAUUUGAAGAAACUUGAAAUCACUUCAGACCUGGGUUUCUUUACUGUGAGAGACCUUGAAGACCACCUCACACAACACCAUCAUAUGCAUCCAUCAUUUGCAGCUGUAUUGAUUGUGCCACCAGACAAGUCAAUGGUACUUUGUUUCAAUCAGACAAGUAUUUGUCUUUUUGAAAGUCACACUCAUGGUCUCCAGGGGGGCAUUAUUGCCACCAGUUCCUCUGGAAAUGUCAGCCACUUUGUCAAAUAUCUAGAAAGGAUGGUUAUGCGAGACUGGAAGAAUGGAUUACAUGGCUCAAACAUA